CCGAGCAUGCGUAAUACAGAAUAACAAUCAAGAUGGCUGGACAUGGCGAAGUAGACGAACUUUUUGACAUAAAAACUGCUCUGUAUAUCGGAAAUUACCAACAUUGUGUUAAUGAAGCACAGAAAUUAAAGAUACGAGAUGGUGAGCUGAAGACACAGAGAGAUGUGAUAAUGUACCGAGCUUACAUCGCUCAGAGAAAAUAUGGAGUGGUGUUAGAUGAAAUUAAUAGUUCUAAACCUGCCGAGCUUCAGGCUGUAAAAAUGUUUGCUGAUUAUCUUUCUAGUGAUAGUCGAAGAGAAAGUAUCGUGAAAUCUAUAGACAGUAAGAUGACAGGAAGUGUUGAUAUUUCUAACAACACUUUUCUUCUAAUGGCCGCUUCUAUUUACUAUCAUGAACAGAAUAGUGAUGCUGCCCUUAGAUCUCUUCAUCAGUCUGAUAAUCUAGAAUGUAUUUCACUAAUGAUACAGAUUUUACUGAAGUUAGACCGAGUAGAUCUUGCUAAAAAAGAGUUAAAGAGAAUGCAGGAGAUUGAUGAAGAUUCUAUUUUAACUCAGUUAGCUCAGGCUUGGUUUAAUUUAUCAGUGGGAGGAGAUAAAAAUCAAGAUGCGUAUUAUAUAUUUCAAGAACAAGCUGAUAAACACGCCUCUACCCCGUUAUUACUCAACGGUCAGGCUGCGUGUUAUAUAGCCCAGGGUAAACUAGAUGAUGCUGAAACAGUUCUACAAGAAGCUUUAGACAAGGACAGUAAUAAUCCUGAAACUCUGGUGAAUUUAAUAGUUUUAACACAACAUCUUGGUAAACCCCCAGAGGUCAGUAAUAGAUAUAUAUCUCAGAUGAAAGAUUCUCAUAGAAGUCAUCCAUUUAUUAAAGAUUAUAUACUAAAGGAGAGUGAGUUUGAUAGAAUUGCCAGGAAUUAUGCUCCGUCUGUGUCUGCCUAAUCUAACUUCAUCUUGUCACACUUUGUACGAUUAACUAUAAAAUGAACAUCUGAAACAUCAACAACUACAGAUAUAAGAACCCACAACCACAAUGACUUCAAAUUGUAACACUUUAAAAGAUGAUGGUUCUAUAGCCAGUCCUCAAAAAUGAAUCUAUGUUUUGACAUUUCCUGGGUGUGCAUUAAUAUCAGGCCACAUAUUUUCGAAUUGAUUUUAUUACUAGGUUAUCCUAGAAACAGUGUUAUAAGUUAAGACAUCCUAGUGCCAAGAUCCUUUUGAGAAUACACAGCCUGAUCUAUUUUAUCAAGGUCAGAUAAUUGAAUUUUUAGCUUUUUCAGUGACUUUUGAUGACGUAUCGGUUGGUUGACAUCCAUUUCAUUACAGGAAUAGUCAUUGGGAAACUGGGGAAUAUUUGUUGAAGCCCUGGGGCUGAUGUGUUGAAUUAUGAAAAUGACUAAAAUUGUAAAUAUUGUAUCAAUGUUGAGGGAACAAUCAUUCUAUUGUAAUAUUUAUCAUUAAAAAUAUCCAAGUAUC
This is a messenger RNA of Lottia gigantea (owl limpet), 1472 nucleotides long. RefSeq lists its product as hypothetical. The record is from RefSeq and is a predicted model, not a curated record. Gene Ontology annotation, cellular component: COPI vesicle coat. Gene Ontology annotation, molecular function: structural molecule activity; protein binding. The coding region runs from base 33 to 938 and encodes 301 amino acids. NCBI's taxonomy places the organism in Eukaryota, Metazoa, Mollusca, Gastropoda, Lottiidae. Gene Ontology annotation, biological process: endoplasmic reticulum to Golgi vesicle-mediated transport; intra-Golgi vesicle-mediated transport; retrograde vesicle-mediated transport, Golgi to endoplasmic reticulum. The transcript is spliced from 10 exons.